AUGGCGUCCGUCCAGGAGCUGCCGCUGCCGCCGGAGCUCCGGACACAGCUGCUCGCCCGCGGCCUCCGCACCGCGCGCGACUGCCUGCACCACACCGCGACAGACCUGUGCGAAAUCCUCGACAUCUCAUACGGCGCCGCGCAGCAGCUGCUCCUGGACGUGGCGGCGCAGGCGGCACCUGGUUACAUCACGGCGUCCCAGCUGUAUGGCCUGUCACUGGCGGACAGCGCCACCCAGCUGCGCACCUUCCUGCCGGGCCUGGACGCGGCGCUGCGCGUGGGCGUGCCCGCUGGCGCCAUCACAGAGCUCGUCGGCCCCGCGGGCGUGGGCAAGAGCCAGAUGGCGAUGGGCCUGGCGCUCAGCGCCGCGCUGCCGCGGGAGUUGGGGGGGCUGGCCGCCACGGUCAUGUACAUAGCCCUGCAAGUUUGA
Monoraphidium neglectum is the source of this 429-nucleotide messenger RNA. RefSeq names its product putative DNA repair protein RAD51. NCBI's taxonomy places the organism in Eukaryota, Viridiplantae, Chlorophyta, Chlorophyceae, Sphaeropleales, Selenastraceae. The record is from RefSeq and is a predicted model, not a curated record. Bases 1 to 429 code for a protein of 142 amino acids. The transcript is spliced from 5 exons. Gene Ontology annotation, cellular component: replication fork; Rad51B-Rad51C-Rad51D-XRCC2 complex. Gene Ontology annotation, molecular function: ATP binding; single-stranded DNA binding; ATP-dependent DNA damage sensor activity. Gene Ontology annotation, biological process: double-strand break repair via homologous recombination.